UGACGUCAUCGCGGUAUGGGGGAAGGGAGUUAGAUUUCUAAAGAGCAAAGGUGUAUUUACACAGACUUUUACGUAUAGUUUAGUUAAAAAUAUCUUUGGACGCACUUGAACUAGAUCGUUAACGAUGGCAUGACUGUGAUCGUACGGUGACUUUUUUUUACCGUGUCAGAUUUAGGAUUUUGUUGCGUUUUGGUGGGAAUUCGACGGGAAAAAACUUCCGUGUAAACAAGAAAUAUGCCGAAGCUCGGUGUUAUUGCGAUCGUGCUCUUCGUAUUUCCUAUAGAGUUGAUGUCUAUCCAAGUUACAGUUAUUGAAACAGAAAGACGCACGACUCUGUUUGCUUCAGUUACUCUGCGCUGUGAUUACUCCACCUCUGCGAGUGCACAAGAUGUUCUGGUCACAUGGCGAUACAAGUCCUUCUGUUUGGAUCCAGUGCUGGAAUAUUACUCAACUGCGUAUCAAGCAGCUCUGGCACUGAAGCAGGACCCAGCCAAUGACUGUCAAGACAGUCAGCGAACUGUCCGCAUAGUGAUUCAGAAGAGGGGAAUGAAUGAAGCUACACUGGGGGCUGAGUAUCGAAAUCGCAAGAUCACCAUACAAAACAAUGCAGACCUGGUUAUCAAUGAGGUCAUGUGGUGGGACAACGGCAUGUAUUUUUGCGCCGUCGACGCACCAGGUGAUGUUGUGGGGGACUCUGACAAGGAAAUCAGGCUCAUAGUGUAUCACUGGCUGACAGUGCUGCUCAUGAUUCUUGGAGCUUUGCUUCUGAUCAUAUUAUUUGGCAUCUGCUGCUGCCAGUGCUGCCCUCAGUGCUGCUGCUGCUAUGUGCGCUGCCCCUGUUGUCCUCGAACCUGCUGCUGCCCAGAAGAUGCUGUGAUGCGCCACAGAAUGAUUCGUGAUGCUCAGAAGUCAAUGGUGCCAUGGUUUAAUGGCCAUCCCAUUUAUGCUCCUAUUGCCUCAAAUGCAUCUUCUCAAGGGAACCCGCUCCUGUAUUCAGGUUCUUUUUCUCAACCUCCAUCCAAAAACAACUAUCCCAUGGGCCCGAUGGUCAUUCCUUCCCCUCAGCCUAUCCCCCCCUUCGUACCGCCCCAUGGAUACCAUCCAAAUGACAGCAUGAAAGGGAGUAUACCUGGAAAUAACCAGAUGUUAGAUUUUCUCGAGAACCAGGUAAGAGGAAUGGAGAUGGCACCCACGAUGUUCCAGCCUCAGCAACAAUACGCACCAGUCCCGCUUGAGCACCAUCAACCUCAAUAUAUGGCUUCACCACCCCAGGCAGUAUCCUAUCCAGCCAGGCCGCCCAGCAUGCUGUCAGCCCUGGGUGACAUGGGUGUCCAAGGUGCGGAGCGCAGGGUUAUCCAGCUCCCUCCAAUCAUAGGCAGAGCAAAAUCGAGCUCUCGGCGGGCCAAUGACGGUGCCCAUGGGAGAUCUAGGCACUCUAGUCAGUCCAGUGGUAGUACUAACCGCAAUGGCCGUCAUCGUGAUGACUCCUGGAGGGAGCCGGCAUCUUCACGCAGAGGGAUUCCACGCAGCUACAGUGAUCAGUCAGACUUAGAUGAAAGACGUGGAGGUCGUGGUUCCACGGGACGCAGGGCACGUUCAGGUUCAGAUGAGUCUCGCCCACGCAUUCGCAGUAAAGCGGAGCUGCUGGAGGAGUUGGAGCGUGCAAAUCUGAGGGACAGGAGCUAUUUGCCUCCACGCAGGAGCUCCUGGAGUUCAGCUGAGGAGAAUGAUUAUACAAAAUCGAAGCGAUCUCAAGGGAGAUUGCUUGAGAAGCCUCCAGAUUACUCUACCAUUGACAUUUUGUCUGGCGACAUCAAGAGGAGCGACCACAUCUCAGAAAAGAGUUCACGCAGUGGUACAAGCGUCGUGAUCUGAAUUCUCAUCCUUCUAUCAUCUUUGUCCUUCAUUUCCAACCUGAUUUGUUACUACAUUUGCCUGUUUACUGGAACAGACUACUGUCAUUGGGAGUAAUGGUGCACUAUUGAGCAACAAAUAACAAUUGAGCACAGAUUUGACCUCUGGAGGCUCUGCAGCUUUGUUUUUAUCUGAUGUAUUUAAAAUAUUAUGUGAUCACCUUUAAACAUUUCUUUGUUUUAUACUGAUAAUGAAACUGUUUUAUUAUAGCUUGUUGAAUUGAAUUGAAUGUAGAAACUGUUUCUGUUAUGCUACAUAUUUCCAAGUGAAAACAGCUCUGUGAGCAAAAAACCAACAAUUGUAGGCAUGGACUCUCACCCCCCCCCCACCCCCCUUUGGGAGUGGGGGUUCAGAAAAGCUGGAGAGAACUAAAUAAAGGUUAUAAAAGGGUUCUUUUAGGAAAGAAGGUUCUUAAAAGAAAUCUCAAUACUCAAUUUUUAUAAUCCACAAAAUGGUUUUCCACAACAAUCAAUCGUUUGUGCAACAGAUUGGUUCUGUGGUUUUUAAAGGUUAUUUCUUUAUGGAGCCAUACAGCCAGAUGUAUGUAUCUGGCUGUAUGGCUCCAUAAAGAAAUAACCUUUAAAGGUUUAUAAUUUAUAGGAACCUUUUUUUUAAGUGCUGGUCUGAGAUAGAUUUAAAUGCAAAACUUUAGUGCAGAAAAAGUAAUUUUAUAGAGCCAAAUAUAUUUUUUUGUAGUUAGACAAGUAUCAUGCUUUAAACAAACGGGUUUUCGUGCUGACUUUAAAAAAAAAGAGUUUGCAGUGAAGUGAAGGUUGUACAGUAGUUCAAUUAAGUUUACUUUUUACUUAUAUUUGGUGUUUGUCUGUAGUACUUGUUGUUGGUUUGUUAUGUCUUUUUGUUCUGAACUGUUAUUCAAAUAUCAUGUUUAUAUAGGGAAAGAAAUUGUGUCCAUAUAUGUUUUAUUCUUUGCAUUUUCUUAAACAACAGACUUAUUUUAUUCAUUGUAUUGUUGUAGGCCAUGAACUGUACUAUCUGCAUUAAGGAGAAAUGCCUUUCUGGUCUUUGUAUGUCUCUUGCUGAAAUUGUUUUAGACACUGGAUGAAAAUGGGUGAAAAUUUUCUUUCAAAGCCUUUUAAAUUUUACCAUGCAUCAAUGUAACUAAAUCAGUUUUAUGAAAUACUUUUUUAUAUAUAUUAAAGUACAAUAAUAAAAAUAAUGUAUUCAAAAAGUAUAAAAACUUUUUUUUUUCAAAGAA
Paramisgurnus dabryanus is the source of this 3130-nucleotide messenger RNA. RefSeq names its product immunoglobulin-like domain containing receptor 1b (gene ildr1b). The record is from RefSeq and is a predicted model, not a curated record. Gene Ontology annotation, molecular function: high-density lipoprotein particle receptor activity. Gene Ontology annotation, cellular component: plasma membrane. NCBI's taxonomy places the organism in Eukaryota, Metazoa, Chordata, Actinopteri, Cypriniformes, Cobitidae.